AUGUCAGAACAAGAAUUUAACAUUACGGAUACAUAUUUGAAGUUUUUGGCCGAAGAUAGUGAGAUGACGAUGCCCAUUGCGGCAAUCGAGGCAUUAGUGACGAUGUUGAAGGUGCGGAACCCCAAGACUUCGGCAGAGAUGAUCAAGUCUACGAAGCAGAGUAUCGAGGAAUUGACUACUUCUAUUCCAAACUCGAUUUCUUUACGUGCUGGGUGUGAUAUCUUUAUGCGAUUUGUAUUGAAGAACACACAUCUCUAUGGGGAUUGGGAGAAUUGCCAGCAACAUUUGAUCGAGAACGGGCAUUUAUUUGUGAGCCGUGCGAAGCAGUCCAGAAACAGGAUUGCUGAAAUUGGUCUUGACUUUAUUUCAGACGAUGAUAUCAUUCUAGUGCAUGGUUUUUCGAGAGCCGUAUUUUCGCUUCUGAGCCAUGCUGCAGAGAAGUUGAUCCGUUUCAGAUGCGUAGUGACUGAAUCGAGACCGUCGAGUCAGGGGAAGCAACUGUAUGACUUGUUAAAGGGGAAAGGUAUACCUGCCACUUUGAUUGUAGAUAGUGCAGUUGGCACAAUUAUCCACAAAGUGAACAAAAUAUUUGUUGGUGCUGAAGGAGUUGCUGAGUCCGGAGGUAUUUUCAACUUAGUAGGCACAUAUUCUAUUGGUGUGCUAGCCAAGAAUGCCAGGAAGCCAUUUUAUGUGGUGAGCGAGUCGCACAAGUUCGUGCGUAUGUUCCCACUUUCGCCAGAUGACAUUCCGAUGGAAAGGGAUCCCUUGGACUUCUCCAAGAACAACACAGAAGACAACGACGAAUAUCCUUUGAGCGGACCCUCACUAGAUUUCACCAGUCAGGAAUACAUAACGGCAUUGAUAACGGAUCUUGGUGGCUUAACACCUAGUGCUGUUUCCGAGGAGUUGAUCAAAAUGUGGUAUGAUUGA
Molecule: messenger RNA, 930 nt
Organism: Kluyveromyces marxianus DMKU3-1042
Lineage: Eukaryota; Fungi; Ascomycota; Saccharomycetes; Saccharomycetales; Saccharomycetaceae
Gene: GCN3
Product: translation initiation factor eIF2B subunit alpha
Exons: 1
Coding region: 1-930 (309 amino acids)
Biological process (GO): translational initiation
Cellular component (GO): eukaryotic translation initiation factor 2B complex
Molecular function (GO): guanyl-nucleotide exchange factor activity; translation initiation factor activity
Source: RefSeq, a predicted model, not a curated record